Messenger RNA from Periconia digitata, 2537 nucleotides. NCBI's taxonomy places the organism in Eukaryota, Fungi, Ascomycota, Dothideomycetes, Pleosporales, Periconiaceae. The record is from the annotation of a GenBank genome assembly.
CAAGACAAUAACGAGAUUCUUUGACGCAAUGCCGGCCACAUUCCACCCCCGUUUUGAUCCAUCCAAUCCCGAGCAUACGAGCGAUCUCCCGGAUCUGGAUCUGAGCGGUGUCGACUGGAGCAAUCCCGAAAGCAUCUUCAGCACUCUGGGCGGCACUAACCUGCCAAUUCCCAAAUCCAUAUCUCCCUCGCAAGUCAGGAAGCAGGCAAGUGAAUACUCCAGCCAAAUCUUCGCCAACCAGGCUCUAUUAAAGGACAUACUCAGUCGCCAUGAGUCCACCAUCCACAAACGAUGGGCCAAGAAAACUCGAAAUCAGCGAUCAGAGAUACUGCUUGCGGCAUGGCCUAAAAUGUCCGAUGCGCACCGACCUGACUUUUUGGCCUUUCGGAAAGAAACGGAGCAUGAGCGCGAGGCCGGUACUAGAUUUCGCGAUGCAUUUAUGUAUCCGUACAUCAACCUCGAAGACCUGUCAAAGCCAAAGGCACUCCUGCUCAUGCUUCAAUCUCGAUCUCGCAACGCGCCAGAUGUGUUUGCGUUUGCGGAUUAUGAUGCGGCACAUCUGGGCCUUGUCUCCAAAGCGAUUGUGCCCCCUUUUCUCAAUGAGCAUACGAUGAUGCUCACAGGCCGUACGACUCCCACUAGCUAUGGAGCACUUGUUUCUUGGGACGAGAAUGAUAAUGCGUUCAUGGAUAUGGUUUCUGGAAAGGCCAUGCAUCCCGGUCAAGGACUUUUAGUACUCGAAAUACAAGAGAGGCUUAUGCGUUUCCUCGUGGAUUCUUGUAAACGGAUUCUUCAUGAUGUUCCAGCUUCAGACUUGACAAGCGAUAAAUGGCCUGUCCAACCGCCAGUCGUAUUGCCUCAAGAGACCACCGAUGGCUUCGCUUCUCAGGCCGCCAUGGCAGCGGAGGCCCCGUACAGACAUCCAGCAAAUAUGGACCUACCGCGCCUAGAGUCUCUCUUCGAAGCAAAAAAGACUGCUGCCGAGGAUCAUAUCUGGGCCUUGCGUGAAGAUCCAGGGUACUUUGCGGGAGCUGUAUUGGACUACAGGGACCAGCGUCAGGAGACACUAAAGGACACGAACGGACGAAGCCAUCCACUCAUGAGUGUUGGGCGUGAAGAUGUCUUUUGGCAGCGUGUCAUUGGAAAUGUUUUGGCCACUGCUUACUUGAGUUUAGAAGUUUGGAGUGAACUUCAUGCGCAAGUCAAAGAGCUCCGGAUACUUCAAGGGCGGUAUGAGCACCAAAUCACCGCGGAUGCAGAGUUACCAGAAGAGUAUUUGAACGCUCUACUGAGAUUCCGACAUUACCUGAACCAAACUUCGAAAGGUCCAUUAGGCCAGCUGAAGCAUUGCGCAUACUCAUCGCCCCCCCUUCGCCACCUAUUUGUUCGCAUUCCACCCGUGGACCCGAGCACACCUAUGAUACAGAUCAUGCGGAAGCCUGAAGUCAAACCGAAUAAGUUGGAGAGAGAACUUAUCUGGCUCCUUCAGAGUCUCAUAGAGGACGGUGCUACACUGUUUCUCGCUGGUCUCACUAAUAUAGUCGACGAACUAGAACGUCUUAUCCAGAGUGACCCGAAAGCUAAAGCGCUCAUCUCUUCACAUGUUGCUGACGUCUUCUCCGACCUGUCGGUUAUCAGCGAAGCGCUCAGGCAACUGAAUAUCUACCAACCCUGGGCGCAGACCUUCGAGCACGCACUUGUCGAUAAGCAGGAAGACAUCGAGAAAGAAUUUGCCCAGCAAACGCAAGCCUGGGGCCUGGUCAUGAGCGCGAUUGGUGGUCCAAAUCGGAAGGAUAUCGUUCGUUUAGGAGAGCCCACAGCAGGUAGGUUCGACUACCCUGUCGACAAGCAGCGGAAAAAGGCCAACGUCGACGCUAUGCGAUCCGCAGAGCAGAACCUCGACGCGUUCUGGCAGGCUGUUGAUGAUAGCAUGAAUGGGAGGGAGAUAGGAGAUACGGCGCUUUGGCGGCUACUUUCGCAAGAGAAAACCCUACACAGGACGCCCGAGUGGGUUGAGCCGGAGAAGACAACCAAGCAAGACUCGGAGCAUUCUAUCACGAUACCUUUGUCACAGCUAUAUUUCAGCCUUGAGUGGAGGACUCAGCGCACCAUCGACGACACUCCAUCCAGAACAAAAACUCCGAAAUCCAAGACCAGAGGCACGCCCACAGUGGCAACUGAUGUCCCAGAACCUAUUUUGACCCCAACGCAGCUAGACAUCCAGCCGACUUUCCGCCUCGACGCCCGUGCUCUAAAAGUGUUCCGCACUCUUUUCUAUACACCCACAUUGAAUGCAACCCCAGGAGAGGUUUCCUGGACCGACUUCUUGCACGCUAUGGCUGCUACCGGGUUUGCGCCGGAGAAGCUGUAUGGCAGUGUUUGGCAAUUCAGUCCCAGCGGACUGGACGUUGAGAGGAGUAUUCAAUUCCAUGAACCACAUCCUACUGGAAAAUUGAGUUAUCGAGUCGUGAGGCGGUACGGAAGGAGGCUGAAUCGAGCCUAUGGGUGGGAGGGCAAAAUGUUCUUGCCGAAAUAAG